AUGGGGCACUCGUCAGCGCUGACUGUCCUCAGACACCCGCAUUCGUUGGUGGAGCAGGUGUUUAUUGAGCGCCUACCACAUGUCACUCAGUGUGCUGGGCCCCAGGAAGACACCGAGAACGAGCUCUCGCUGGAACAGCACAACCUGUCUUUAUCCUCCGAGGAGCUCCUGCCGGAGACGAGCCGCGCGCUCAGUGCUGCACAUGUGGCCUUAACAGAGACUGUUCCCGGGUCCCUGCCCAGCAGGUCUCUCCCUGUCAUAGCCUCUCCAUCUGCCACUACUUUUGAUACGACUUUUUUACACCAUGAGGAACAGACCCGAAGUGCAGGGGAUCAUAGCAUCUUUGUGGCUAAUUACGGGUCAGUGACAAGUAACGAGGUGGCUGUUGGUGAUGAUGACAUGGAUAACUUUUUGCCAGAUGCCCACUGGCCCUCUUCACGGUUGGUUUCCCCCGUGCCCUACAUCACAGCCAGCCCUCCAGGGCUGCCCCGAGAAAUGCCCGAGCCUGCGCCCACUCCGUUGCUACCCAGUAUUUCUGUGCAGCAUGAAGAGGUGGUGUCGGCCUGGCAAAACACAGUGCAGCAACCAUCGGCAUAUGUCGAGUCCUCUGGGCACUUUGGCACUUUGUGGUCGACUUUUCCCACCUCUGAGGGCAUAAUUCCAACUCCUAGUAGGAAUCUGGUGCUUUAUCCUACAGAAACUUACAGGCAGUCAUCAAGUAGGACCCCCCUAGAGAUCGUGGCAUCGGUAACGGAGGGUCCAGAGGCCCUGGAUCUCAGCUCCUGGUCUCUGGUGUCUCUGCUGUCGGGUAGUGGCCUGACUCCGCAGCCAUCUGUCCCCUCGGAGCAGGCCUCCCAGCCCCCAGACGAUGUCCUGGCCACGAGCGCAGAAGGAGACCCAGCUGUGACCACUGCUUUGAGUCAAGCCCUGGAAGAAGCCAUCUCUCCAGGAACAUCUCGCACUGUCACCAAGUCACACGCAGCCCUUACGUUCAGCAGCACACAUUCUGCUUUGUUUUCAAGCCCUCCUGCCUCUGCCUCCUUUUCUGUUCAAGCAGCCGAUGUUUCCUCUCACCCCGUCCUUCCCAGCAGAGCCAGCGAAGCAUCAGAAUUGCCUCGCCGUUCUCUGGUCCCCAGUUGUACAGGUGGCCAGACUCCGCUGGCCUACCCCAGGCCGUACACUUGGUGCGCGUCCUGUGCUGUGGCUUCUCCACGGCCUCUUCCAGCCACAAGCCUUGUGGAGGGAAACAUGGGGUCAGGGGAUGGGCCCGAGACCCUGUCGCUGGCCACACUGCAAGUGAGCAGCCCCUCUCCGUGGAGCAGCGUGGGCCUGGACUUUGCUGAUUUUGAGGAAGAUCCUCAAGAAUUUAAUACAUUUUUCCCCCCGAGACCUGUCGUCUCCCUUUCUUCCAGACUGGUGGGGGUCUCAGAAGCAAGCAGCAGUCUGUCAGCUGAGGUGGAUGGGAGCGGCGUUACCACCACCCAGGAGUCCUCUGUCCAUGGCCCCCUGACUGCGCCAGUGUCGCCCGAUCCUGCCUCAGUCUCUUCUGUGGGCCCUGAAGCAGUGCCGUCCACGGUGGCGGCUGAGCUCCCUUCCGCCACCAGCAUCUCCCUCGAUUCUUCAUUCUCUGUCAUGGCCGACAGAACCCUCUCAUCACUUGCCACCACGGACCGGAGUCUCUCCGCCUCUGACAGCUGGGCCCCUUCAGUAGCAUCCUCCCUUCUCUCUGCCCAACACCCUGCCCACCUUUUGGAACGCGAACCCGGGAGUCUUUUGGAUUUUGUGUCCAGCUUUUACCCGACUCCACCGCUGGAACUCAGCGGCCUGGCCCCUUCAUCUUCAGAAGCACCUGCUUCUCCCUCUCCGAUGCCAAGGGACCUGUCGCCCUCCACGUCUCAGUCCUUCUCCUCCCUGGCGGAGAUGUCUGUGUUGUCUGACUCUGUCAGCUGGGAGUCACCUCAGCUCCCUGUCCCCAGUUCCACAAACUUUGAGGUUCCUCAGCCCUCACCCAGUUCAGACUUUCCUUUAAAAACAGCCGCUUUCCCGCCUGCUCCCUCGACAACGUCACCACUCUCCAGCCUCCCCUCGGGGUCUCUCACGUCUGCCGAAGCCUCCACAGUUUCCCUGUUGGACUUGGAAGCUCAUUUUACCUCAGCUUUCACUGAAACUACCUCUGAUCUGGGGUUUUCAUUCAUUCCCCACGAAUCUUCCGUCACCUCACUGGUGCCCGCUGGCUCUGAGCCCACCCCGGACGUCCUAAGUGCUGGGACUCCCAUCCUGUCACCGUCAACCGCUUUCUCUUUGACACCUGUUUUACCUGAGUCUUCUCUGUCCUUUGCUCCCACACCGUUCGAUGACUUUGUCAGAGGUACAGGUGACCACACCACUGUCUUACCCUCUUCCUCCAGAGUCACUCCUACCAGUACAGCCUCAGUCACCAACGUGUACCUGUCCUCAGCACCCUCGGUUGUCUCAGAGCUGAGCCCCUCACCUCUGCCCACAGAGCCGGCCAUCGUGGGCCCCUCCUCGGCACCCACAGAUUCACCGUGGGACACCUCCCCUGAGCCAAGCACGUCUAGCGCUGGUGACACGGUGGACGGAGCCCUCAGUGGCCAUACUGCAAGUCAGAGUCCCCAGGGGAGCAGCUCAAUGCCACCCCUGCCAUCCCUCUAUCCUGUGAGCACUGCCACCCCUGAAGUGACUCCAGCACUGGUCACCACCCAGACACCGUACGUGUGCGACAUCACAGUCCCUGACGCCUACCUGAUCACAACUGUGCUGGCCAGAAGAGCCGUCCAGGAGUACAUCAUCACAGCCAUCAAGGAGGUGCUGAAGGUGCACUUCAGACGCGCCGUGGAGCUGCAGGUUUAUGAGCUGUUCACGGAUUUCACUUUUUUGGUAACAUCCGGUCCUUUCGUUUACACGGCAAUAUCAGUCAUUAAUGUCCUCAUCAACAGUAAACUCGUGCGUGACCAAACUCCCUUAAUCCUGUCUGUGAAGCCUUCAUUCCUGGUGCCUGAGUCCAGGUUCCAAGUUCAAACAGUACUUCAGUUUGUGCCUCCGAGUGUGGAUACCGGCUUCUGCAACUUCACCCAGCGCCUGGAGAAAGGCCUAAUGACAGCUCUGUUUGAAGUGAGAAAACACCAGCAGGGCACAUACAACCUCACCGUGCAGGUCUUGAAUGUCACCGUGGGCUCAAGGGUGGCCCCCCGCCGGGGCCCGGUCAACAUCGUCUUCGCUGUUAAAAGCGCACAGGGGUUUGUGAACGGCUCGGAGGUGAGCGAGCUGCUCCGGAACCUGAGCGUGGUGGAGUUCAGCUUCUACCUGGGGUACCCGGUGCUACAGAUUGCAGAACCCUUCCAGUACCCACAGCUCAACUUAUCUCAGUUACUGAAGUCCUCCUGGGUCAGAACAGUCCUCCUGGGCGUCGUGGAGAAGCAGCUGCAGAGUGAGGUGUUCCAGGCGGAGAUGGAGCGCAAGCUGGCGCAGCUGCUCAGCGAGGUGCCCGCCCGGAGGCGCGUGUGGAGGAGGGCCACGGUGGCCGCCGGCAACAGCGUGGUGCAGGUAGUGAAUGUGUCCCGGCUGGACGGGGAGGACAACCCUGUGCAGCUCAUCUACUUUGUGGAGGAUCAGGAUGGAGAGAGACUCAGCGCUGUCACGUCCUCCGACCUGAUUAACAAGAUUGACCUCCAGAGAGCAGCCAUCAUCUUGGGCUACCGGAUUCAAGGCGCUCUUGCCCAGCCUGUGGACAGGGUGAAGAGGCCCUCACCGGAGUCCCAGAGCAACAACCUGUGGAUCAUUGUUGGCGUGGUCAUCCCAGUGCUGGUGGUGACGGUGAUCAUCGUCAUCUUGUACUGGAAGCUGUGCCGCACGGACAAGCUGGACUUUCAGCCUGACACCGUGGCCAGCAUUCAGCAGCGGCAGAAGCUGCAGAUCCCUAGCGUAAAGGGCUUCGACUUUGCCAAGCAGCAUCUGGGGCAGCACAACAAAGAUGACAUAUUGAUUAUUCAUGAACCAGCGCCAUUGCCGGGACCUGUGAAAGACCACACCACGCCCUCGGAAAACGGAGAUGUCCCCAGCCCCAAGUCCAAGAUCCCUUCCAAGAACGUCCGCCACAGAGGAAGAGUUUCCCCCUCCGACGCCGACUCUACGGUGAGCGAGGAGUCCAGUGAGAGGGACUCGGGAGAUAAGGCGCCAGCAGCGGUCCCCGAGGGCAAGGCCCACCGAGCCCCGCAGAGCGGCCCCCGGCUGCCCAGUUCCGGGGCGGAGCAGCAUUCCUCGGCCUCCAUCUUCGAGCACGUAGACAGGAUUUCCCGCUCCUCGGAGGCCAGCCGACAGGUCCCCAGUAAGAUCCAGCUCAUCGCCAUGCAGCCCAUCCCAGCGCCCCCAGCGCAGCACCCCAUCCUCGCUGACCGAGUGGCAGAGACCAACAAAAUCAACAAAGAGAUCCAGACCGCCCUGCGGCACAAGUCGGAGAUCGAGCACCAUCGCAACAAGAUCCGCCUGCGCGCCAAGCGCCGAGGCCACUACGAGUUCCCGGUGGUGGACGAGCUGUCCUCGGGUGACACCAAGGAGCGGCACCGCGUGUACCGCAGGGCGCAGAUGCAGAUCGACAAGAUCCUGGACCCCACGGCCAGCGUGCCCUCUGUGUUCAUCGAGCCCAGGAAGAGCUCACGGAUAAAACGUUCCCCGAAGCCUCGGCGGAAACACCAGGUCAACGGCUGCCCGGCAGACGCCGAGAAGGACAGGCUCAUCACCACCGACAGCGAUGGCACCUACAAGCGGCCGCCUGGCGUGCACAACUCGGCCUACAUAGGCUGCCCGUCGGAUCCCGACCUCCCGGCCGAUGUGCAGACGCCGCCGUCCUCCACUGAGCUGGCCCGGUACCCCGGCCUCCCCUUCCCAGCCUCGCAGUACAUCCCGCCCCAGCCGUCCAUCGAGGAGGCCCGCCAGACCAUGCACUCCCUCUUGGACGACGCCUUCGCCCUUGUGGCACCCAGCAGCCAGCCCCCCAGUGCCGCAGGGCCGGGGGUCCCAGCAGGCCUGCCCCCGAACAGCACCCCUUCCCGGGAAGACAGACGAGCCGCCCAGUGGGGGUCCUUCUACAGCCCAGCACAGACGGCCAGCAACCCCUGCAGCAGAUACGAAGACUAUGGAAUGACUCCCCCAUCUGGCCCAUUGCCAAGGCCCAGCUUUGGUCCUGGCUUGCUGCCGUCGCCGGAGCUGGGGCCCCCCGACGCCCCACAGCCGCAGGCAGCUGCAGAAGCCCCCCUGGCCGCCCGCGGGGUCUACGCGGAGGAGAGGCCGCCAGUGGCCCGGCCCCGGCCCGUCGGGGGCACCGCAGGCUCCCAGAUCCAGCACCUGACACAGGUGGGAAUCGCCAGCAGGAUCGGGGCGCAGCCGGUGGAAAUCCCGGCCGUGAGAGGCAGCCAGUUCGUGGGCCCAGGCUGGGCUGCUUACGGGGAAGACGAUGCAGGCCGGAGAGAGGCCGUGCCAAGGACUUCGGGCAGGGAGCCCUCGGCUCCUCCUGGGAAUCUGGCCCAUCGUGGGUUGCAGGGCCCUGGGCUGGGCUACCCCACCAGCUCCACGGAAGACCUCCAGCCGGGACAUUCCUCAGCUUCCCUCAUCAAAGCCAUCCGAGAGGAGCUGCUCCGGCUCUCCCAGAAACAGAGCGCCGUGCAGAAUUUCCACAGCUGAUCGGCCCUGCCACGUAGGUUUGCCGGUAUCCGCUUCCCGUGGAAGCAAGACCAAGAGGAAAUCAACUGAGCGGAUGUGUAGAAGAGGAGCAGCAUCUCCUGGGCACGCUGCCCGCCUGAGGGAACAAGCCGCAGUUUCAGAUGUUGCCAUAACUCAUACGAUAAUUUUACUUAGGUUGGCCCUUUGGUGACCACUCGGGAAAUGUAUGUAUUUUUGGCCAAAAGCCAGCAGCACUUCACAAAAAUGAAACAUAAACCUAAGCUAACAAAAUUACUAAGUUAGUCUCCUUGUAAAAGGCGAAAGGUGGAGUAGAUGAUACAGGGCAGAAGGAAACCAAGCAUUUCUGUGGGAUUUGGACUGAGGUGUACCACGCACGUGCUGCUUUGUUCUCUGAGAAGAGAGAUUUGAAGACAUUUCAUUAACAGUUUGAUUUCCCUGUUUUCCUCCUUAGGAACUUAUUUUGAUAGUAACAUUAACAACGAACACUUAAGACUGUUGGGGAAUUUUAAAGAAAGCUACUAGUGAGAAACCAAAUGAUAGAUUGUAGAGCCUGGUGACCCCAGAUGAAGCCAUCACUGCGUUCUUCCUCCUCCUUUUCUGGUGCUAAAGCUCCGAAAUCCCCUUCAUCUUUUUGUGUGUGAAAUGCGACUUUGGCUUUUACAGUGGAAGAACAUGUUGGAGGUUUCAUUUUGUUCUAGGAAAAAAGAAAAGAAAAACAACUCCCAAGUUUGGGGGAGGUGGGGGAGCUAUUUAUUUGGUUAAUCAAAAUACAUAUCAAUGUUUAGAUUUUCAUUCUUAAUUCUAUUUGCUGUUUAUUACUUGGGCACUUGCGGCUCCAGGUGGAGCCCCCUUCUGCACAUGUGGUGAAGGUCAGCCCCUCAGAAUGAGGCUCUCAGGGGUCCUCACUCUUAGACCCUUGCACUUUGCUGAUGAUUGGCUCACAUAUCGUGCCGGAUGAAAAAUCUUAGGGAAGCAGACAUCAUUUCUGACGAGUCUUAGGAUCAUCCAGUUGCUACGGAUCCAUCUUAGCGAUCAGAUUCCCCGUGUGCGGAAUUGGAAUUUCCGGAAUUGGAAACGAGUCCAGUUCAGCCUCUGUCACAGAUCAAGAAGUGUGAAGAGGAGUUUUGAGACCACAAAGGAAAGGAAAGUUGCCCUUCAUCCUGAUUUUAUUGUGUUAUUACUUUGUUGAGUGACUGUUAAAACUGUUGUGCACUUUGGGCCAGGGAGAGGUGGGUCAUCUCACCAAAAAUGUACCCCCGAAGUUAGCAUUUCCCUCCUUCCCGUGCUAUAGUCAGAAAGACAGUGGUUUUCUAUUCUGAUGCUUGAGUGAAACUCGAAGGAUGUACAUGUGUACAGAAGAGAUUUCUACUAGGGGGCCUCUUUUUAGCAGAUGAACUAAUACUUUUGAUUAAACAAUAGGUAAUAAGGUAAAUUCAGGAUUCUGCCUAACCAGAAUCUGUGUAUCUGCAGUAAAUUUAAAGACCCUGGAUACAGCUAGAACAAGUUUCCAGAGUGUAGUCAUUGGUUUCAGGGUCAUGCUGGUUAGGCCUGUGAUACAGGUAUAGAAUCUCAGGACCAGGCAAAGUCCAUUCUGAGAAGUGGAAGUGUAUCCAGAAGCUCCUGUCUGGCUGUGUCCAGAGGCUCCAACAUGCAUGGGAGAAAAGUUCCUCCUCGAGAUUGAUUUCUUACCUCUUAUUCUUGUUUUAAUACUUUACUGUUCCCAAGGUGGAGGAUCCUCUCUCUGUGUCACUCAGAAAGAUCAGGUUUCCUAAAUGUGGUGUCAAGACUUUCACAUACCCCGAGUUUUAUGAUGGACCCUUACGAUGAAUUCAAAUCAUGUGACAGCAGAUGGAAUAAAUGGCCCUUUCUCUCCUGGUUCUGCUCCGUGUCAUAAGUGUUUCGCACGCAGAGUGUCCUAAAUGUGGUUACUUCCUUUGUAAGUUGCAGAAACGGGUCUCUGCUGCCAAGGAUAUAACUGCGACCACAGUUGUGAUGCCUUUCCAGCUACCAUAAAGGGAUUCUACCUGUAUUUUUAUUCUUAGAAUCAAUACACCUUUAAACCAAUGUCAAGACCAAAGACGACAUGUAACAAAGUACUGCUAGUGAAUGGAGCAGUGUGAGCAGGCCCCGGUGGGAUCACCAGCACUCUGUUGGUUGAAGAAAAACAAAGCACACUUGAUUUGCACUUGUUUGCUCUAGACAUCGCCCACAGCAGGUUGACCAGUUGCCAGAUUCAGAAUGCGCUGGCUGUGGGUGACACACCAUGCUCAGUGGGGCUCCAGACACUUAGUCAGUGUUCUUUGCUUAAAAGAAAGUCCUGUUGUUGAUCAUGUGUAGCUUUGGAGUUCCACAGAUUGAAGCGCUCUACACAAAGUUAAACUUUAGGUCUCUUCUUUUUUCCUGUUUUAGAAGUACUAGUGGUAAAAGAAACUAUAAAUCUGAGCCGGCAUUUUUUAGAAGAUUUUUUUGGAGGCGUCAACUUUGUCACUAAUCCACUGUGCCAAGUUCUUUCUCUGAACCUCAUUCUUCCUCAAGUAUAGACCUCCCCUGCCUGCCUCCUGGGAUUGUUGGUUGUGAGAACCAGGUGUGAUCCUGUGUGCAAACUUCCCUGGAGGAGGGAGCAUAAAGCACUGUGAAAAUGUAGCAUGUUUUCUGUGUCAAUGCCCUGGGAUGGCCUGUGUGAUAUGCUGUGACCUACCAGAGAACGGGUUCACACCUAGGCAACCAGAGCAAAAACGGAAAGCCUGGUGUGACUCAUCUUCCUCAUUCCUGUUUUAUUUUAAAUUCUCUUUCUCCCAUGACUUUCAAAAAGCAUCUCAAGUAUCUUUCUGCUCCUGAUUUUCUGCUCUGUCUGGCACCAAACAGGUCAGCAUAUGUGAGCCCUGCCUUCUGAAAUCUUAGACUCUAACUCGGAUAUUACAGAUGGGUAUAAAAGAUGAAAGAUACUGAUUUUUAAAAAACAUCCAUAACAUUCAUUCAAAGCACACAAGUGCAUUGGGCACUCAGAAGAAGUUGUGGAAGUCGCACAUCUCAGAGUGCUGGGUUCUGGUGAGAAGUGAACUGCAGAAGUUACUUGGAUGAAGACAGAGGAGCUGCCCAGGCCUAUGGUGAAAUGGCCUGGGACGAGCCCAGAGUGGGCCUGGGGGAGCAUGUGCAGAUUGGAGUAUGCUGUCUUUGAAAAAUGAAUUUUGAUUCUGAUCUGCUGUAGUGUAGGGACAGCAUAGGGAGCUUCAGAGGAGGAAGUAGUGCAGGGAGGAGCAUCUGCAGUAAUGCAACAAAUGAAUGACCAGGCUGGUAAAGGUCUACAUGGAAGAGCUCCACUGUGGGGAGGGGGAGGAGAGUACCAACAACUGCUGCAGGUGUGGUGCAUACCAAGUUAUGAAUAAAUACAUUUGACUUCUUCACAGAUACCUACAAGUUUUCUUCCCAGUUUUAUUUAAUUUCAGAAUGUGUGUUGAUCUCAGUGGCAUGUGGCUUUUAAGCAGUGCGUUUUUGGCAGCCAGAUUUUUCAGGGUACGAGGCCUGUGACGCAAACUGGAGGUGAAGGUGUGCUUGGAAGGCUUUGGGCUGAAACAAGUCAUUCUCUGCUGUAUGAGUCUCCCGUUUCCCACGAGCAAGGCCAGUGUUUACCGCAUUUGUAUGAUAACUUCAUGUGUGCUCCAUUAAGCAAGCCGUCCCCCAUGCAGAUCUGCUUGGUUGUGCUUCCCAAGUUAAUCAUUAAAGGAGCCUCACCGGGCCUUUCCUCUUGAGUUCUUAGAUGGGAAUGUAAUCGACGUGGGGAAGGAAGGCUGGUUGAGUUUUCUGGGCUCGGGGCCAGGGGCUUGCCCAGGCUUAAGUCUCACAUUAGCUUUAGUGAAAUUUUCAGCAGGUCAUUUCUACCUCCAAAGCAAGGCUCCAGACUUCAUCACCAGAGCCUGCUCAUCCGCAUUUGGCCCAGGCAGGAGCACAAGAAAGGCCACCUCUGAACCUGCAGAUGGGCCGCAUGAGCACAAACACAUUUUGGGCACAAUCCAUGAAACUUUUUACAUUGAAUCCAACACACUACAUUCUUCUUGUAACCGUAGAGGGGCUUUCAUGGGCUACUGCUGUAACACUCAUGAAAUGUUUAAGCUUACGAUUGUCACCUAGUGAACAAGGAAUAUGCACAUUUCUGGUUUCUUUUGACAUUUCUGGAGGUGAUUGUUGAUAUUUAAACUAGGACGCCUUUGUCCACUAUUAAAAAGACUUGAAAGCUGAAACGUCAAGGUGCAGUGCUAAUCCCAUGUUUGUGUGUGUAACAAUACACUUACAAGUUAUGCUACAAACACACAGCAGCAUAGAAGUAGAGAAGGAAUAUUAAAGUGCUUCGGGUACAUGAAGCAGUUAGGAUCCAGCAGGUAAAGCAAGAGAAGCAAUCAAUGUCUUCACCUGAUAACCUUGAGUCCAAACCAUUGUCCCACAGGGUAGGUAAAGAUCCAGGCUCCUUGCUUUGCCUUCUUUCCCCAGAGUUUUUCUGCUCUGGGACCAUUUUGCAUUUAAAGAACGAGUGAAUAGGUUGAAGGUACUGAGUGAAAAAUGGAAUAAUUUGAAUCUUACUGUCCCUGAUUAUGUAGAACCUUCCUCCUGGACUACCUGGAGUAGUCUUUCCUCGUGCCCACAAGAUUUCAAGUACUCAUAACUCAUCUUCCCAGGGCCAAGGUCAAGCCAGACACCCCGUCCUGUUCCUCCUGCAGUGUGGGAAGAGAAGAGGGAGGUGCUAGAGGAACUCAGUUGCUCUAAGCACCAGGGACUCAUUUCAAGGUGGAGUGAAAUGCUCCUGACAUUGCUGGCUCCCAAGGGCUCGCUGGGAGCAUUAACAGGAGAGGUUGCUCUGAGGAGCUGCUCUGCCUGGGGUGCUGACUCAUCUCCCCCCUUUCCAAGGUCCUGUUCUUCUGAUUCUUCCUGCACCCUCCUUCCUAGAUGAUGACGAUUAAUGUACGAAAUUGUGCAGAGCAAAUUGGAGCCGCCUGCGGCAUCAAUCCUGCAGCCUGAACUUGACAAUCAUAGUUUGCUGGUCUCAAACGGGCACUUAAAUCUCAGUAUGGGUAUAUGAUUUAGUAAUUGAACCUGCCCUUCUCUUUGUCGGUUAUGUUUCUACCUUCCAAUUAGCUGCACUGUUUUCUAAUGAGCUGUAGAGUUUUGGAAAUAAUUUAUGCAAGUGUUUGGUUUCCAUGUUUACAAUUUUUACAGCUUUCUUAGCAUUUUAAAUGGAAAUGUCAAUAAAUGCUAUGAAAUGGUGUCAACGUGA
Molecule: messenger RNA, 10963 nt
Organism: Chinchilla lanigera (long-tailed chinchilla)
Lineage: Eukaryota; Metazoa; Chordata; Mammalia; Rodentia; Chinchillidae
Product: KIAA1549 ortholog
Exons: 20
Coding region: 1-5697 (1898 amino acids)
Source: RefSeq, a predicted model, not a curated record